This is a messenger RNA of Phytophthora nicotianae INRA-310, 2709 nucleotides long. RefSeq lists its product as hypothetical. The transcript has a single exon. The record is from RefSeq and is a predicted model, not a curated record. Bases 65 to 2668 code for a protein of 867 amino acids. NCBI's taxonomy places the organism in Eukaryota, Oomycota, Peronosporomycetes, Peronosporales, Peronosporaceae.
CCCAUACAAACUCCAAGUAAGUGAAAACUCUCUUCAGAUCCCCCACCUCAUUAUCAGUCUGAUCAUGGAGAAGGAUCUACGCGACGCAUACGCUGCGCUCAAGCUGCUGCGCGCGGACUUGGUGCAGACCCGCCGCGAUAAACGAGCACUAGAAGCUUCACUGACCCACCUGAAGGCCCACGGGCCGCCACCGAGUGCCGCACAAAUCCGUGAGAGUCGAGAGACGCAACAGAUGCAGCAUGAGGACGCGCGUGCGCAAUUAUGGCGUCAGGCUUCAAUUUACGAAAGUCGAUUAGCGGAAAUGGAAAUACAAUUAUUGCACAAUAAUUGCCAAAACAAGGAGGCAACACCAGAAGUUGAAGAUAAUCAGCAAGGAGAAGAAGAGGAAGUGGAGAAGCUCGCGCUGCUUAACAAGCUACAUAGUCUGACAGCCACUGUAAAGCAGCAGACGCAGACGAUGUUGACUCAACAAGCAGCUUUUGCGUUGCAGAAGGGCGAGCUGGAGACGACACUGGAGGACACACAGCACCAGCUACAGUCGGAGAGGAACAAGGCGGCUGAUGCUCUGCUGGAACAACAGGCAGCUGAAGAGAACUAUGAGUUUUUGGAGACUCAAGUGGAGAUCUUAAAGCAGGACAAGAAAAAGCUCGAGGAAGAGAACGAAGCACUGCAAAAUAAACUGGCGGCACAUGCACAGACGAGCAGUAUACUGAAGCAGCAAUUGGAGGAGAAGGAAGAGAAAGAGAAGGAAUUGAGGGACGAGCAUAAUCGAGAGACGAGUGAUCUGCAACACAAGUAUGAACUCCUCGAGUUGGAGCUUAAUAAUGAGAAGGAGAAGAAGCUGCAAGACCAGGCGACACAUGACAGAUACGCUUCGACGUUAAGAGAGUUCGAGAAAACCUGUGAGGACUUACAGACAGAAAUUGCAGCUUCUGAAGCCAAGCGAAGUGCCGAGGCGAAGGAGCACGAAGCAAAGUUAGCAGAGACUGGAGAGACAUACGCUUCGAAGCUGGAAAAGGUGGAAAGUGAGUUAAAGGAAGCGCGAAAGCAGCUCGCAGCAUUGGAGACAAGCAACGCUAUCGAACAGAAGGAGCAAGAGGCGAAGCUUGAGGAGGCUUUGGGAAGACUGCGAGACCAGGAGCAACAGGCCAUGACGCUGCGUGAUCUGGAGAAUAACUUCGCUGACGUGCAGUCAAAACUUACGGCUGCUGAGACUAAACUGGCUGACGGAGCGAAGAAAUACGAGCAACAGCUUGCUGAGGCUUCUCAAAAGUUACUUGAUCAGGAGCAAGACCACAAGCGACACGCUAGUUCACUACGCGAUGUGGAGAAUGACCUGGCUGGAGCCCAGACACAACUCGCAGACACCGAGGCCAAGCUACAGUUAAGUGUGAAAAUGUUCGAAGAGAAGCUCGCGCAGACGUCACAACUUGCUGCACAACAUGAGAAAACGGCUCGAGUCUUAGCUAUGGAGAAAAAGGCGCUUCAGCAGGAGGUCCGUGAAGCUCGACAGGCCUCUAAAGCGAAGGCCGAGGAGCUUCUCAAAUACCAGUCUUUUAUGGAGCAGAAAACUCUGGAAUACAUGCAGUGUUUAAAUCUGGUUCAAGCGCAGUGCGAGUCUCUCGAGACGCAACUGUUAUCAGUUGAAGACCACAAAGAGUCAUCUCACGACAACCAAGGCGAAGAUUCGUACUUGUUGAAGGCUUUCCAUGGUCUUAGCGAUCCAGAAAUCAUCGCUUUGCCUCCUUCCAAGUCGUGGUCUCUGUUACGCUCGGGGAUAACUGAGCUGGGCGAGUUCUUGCCACAGCUUCAGACACUGAUCAGUGCUGUGAGCGAUAUGUUAGCGUUGUGCGAAAGCCACGCUGCUUCACUUCCUACACUGUGCGAGCGUCUUGAAGGCAAAAUAGGCAGCGAAAUGGACCAGCCGAUCCUGGUAGUUACGCUGAGGUUGGUGCGCUUUGCAGUCAUGUUGAAGACUCGAAUUCAGCAAGAAGAAGCUCCAGUGUCUGUAAAAUCCGUUCAAGCUCUACGUAGACGCGUGUUGGAUGCUCUUGCUCAAUGGUACGAAUGUGACGCUGGUGAUAGUGAUCACACUGGAAAUGGGGCCAUGCCCACACCCACUUUUACUACCACUUCUCGUGAAACAGCACUCAUCCUUCAGAACUGGACCAGUGACCGGACUAAGCAGAUUGGAGUGCGACGCUGGCUGGCACGAAUGGAAGCGUAUCCUGGAGUUCCGCCACUUCGAGGAGCGUCGUCAAACCGUGUACUGGAACUUCCUCCUGAAGGUUGUACACUCGAACUGGAAGCAAUGACACCCGAGGUCAAGGACGCUUUUCUAUUGCUACUGAUCCCGAUCUUGAAGCAAAACCGAGCGCUACAUGUACGUGUGUUCACGCGCUACAUUGACGACCGUGAGAUCGCAUCAAGCAGCGAUGAAGACACCGGAAAACUGUGGGCUAUGCGGAUCCAUGUCCAGAGUGCCGUCGCUGUGCAUGCCCAUAAAUCUCGCCCAGCUCCGCUCAAAUUGACGAGCUCUUCUGGCUCACCCAGUCCGCUAGCGCCCAAUUCUCCGGCAUCGUCAGUGUCAUCGUCGACUUCCAGCUCUGCAAGCUCGAGACUACAGAUUAUCCAAGAACGCUUGCAAUAUCUGCACAAUAAUGCAUAAGAAAUAACAGAAUUAAAUAAAUAUGCAUUAUGUCAAUAUUU